CACAGUUCAACAGUAACCGUCAGUGAUCCUACAGGGGGCAGUAAUGCUACAAGACGUCGUAUUGGCUCUAAGCCCCGGCGAAAAAGAGUAGAAAAGAUGGCGGCGACCAAAGCGUCAAAAGAGCAGAAAUAUGACAGGCAACUCAGACUGUGGGGGGACCAUGGUCAGGAAACACUGGAGAAUGCCCAUGUUUGCCUCAUCAAUGCUACAGCAACAGGAACAGAGAUUCUGAAAAACCUGGUACUUCCAGGGAUCGGAGCAUUCACAAUAGUUGAUGGACACACCGUUUCUGGGGAAGAUGUAGGAAACAACUUUUUCCUAAGCAGUGACAGUAUUGGAAAGAACAGAGCACAGGCUGUGACUGAGCUUCUACAAGAACUUAAUAGUGACGUAUCUGGACACUUUGCAGAAGAGUGUCCAGACAAACUUCUUGACAGUGACCCAGAGUUUUUCCACAGAUUUACCAUAGUGAUUGGUGUCCAUUUACCAGAAAGCACGUGUUUAAGGCUGGGCUCAGUCCUCUGGAGCGCCUCUGUUCCUUUCCUAGUUUGUAAAACCUACGGCUUCAUUGGCUACAUGAGACUCGUGGUACAAGAACAUACAGUAAUUGAAUCUCAUCCUGACAAUGCUCUGGAGGACCUGAGGUUAGAUCAGCCGUUCACUGAUUUCCAGAACCACAUUGAGUCUUAUGACCUGGACAACAUGGAGAAGAAGGAUCACAGUCACACACCGUGGGUUAUCAUUGUUGCUAAAUACCUGGAGAAGUGGCUCACUGAGCACAACAAUCAACCACCCAAAAAUUAUAAAGAAAAAGAGGCAUUUAGACAGUUAAUCCGAGAAGGGAUUUUGAAAAAUGACAGCGGCGUCCCACAAGAUGAAGAAAACUUUGAGGAGGCGAUCAAGAACGUUAACACAGCUUUAAAUCCAACGAAGAUUCCUAGUGGUCUUCAUGAUCUUUUCAACAGUGACCAAUGUAACAACAUCACGUCCCAGACUCCAUCCUUUUGGGUGAUGCUGCGAGCCGUCAAACAGUUUGUUCACAAUGAAGGCAACGGAAACUUACCAGUGAGAGGAACCAUCCCUGAUAUGUUUGCUGAUUCACAGAAGUUCAUCAACCUUCAGAAUAUUUACAGGGAAAAGGCCAUGGAAGACGUAGCUGCUGUUACCAAACACGUAGAACAACUGCUGCAGUCUGUAGGAAAGCCUCCUGACACUAUUCCCGAUAAGGACAUCAAACUGUUUUGUAAAAAUGCUUCUUUUCUGAGGGUGGUACGCUGCAGAUCCCUGGCUGAGGAAUAUAGUGUGGAUUCAGUGAACAGAGACGAAAUCACUUCAUGCAUGGACAGUCCCGACAGUCACAUGGUUUUCUACCUCAUGCUUCGUGCAGUCGAUCGCUUCUUUCAGCAGCACUCGCGCUACCCAGGGCUUUACAACUACCAGGUGGAGGAGGACAUCAGCAGACUGAAGCUCUGUGUGAACAGUCUGCUGCAGGAGUACAGCCUCAAUGUCAACAUCAAAGACGAUUACAUUCACGAGUUUUGUCGAUACGGUGCGGCGGAGCCUCACACAGUAGCAGCGUUUUUGGGAGGAUCGGCUGCUCAGGAGGCCAUCAAGAUCAUCAGCCACCAGUUUGCUCCCUUCUGUAACACCUUUGUUUACAACGCCAUGUCGCAGACCUGUGCCACCAUGCAGCUGUGAAUCACCAACGCUUCUUUUAUUUCAUCUGAAAGAAAAACAAAAUAGGUCAAUCAUAAUAAUAAUAAUAAAAAAAAAAUUUAGAAAAGUCAUCGUACAGUGAACAAAUGCACUUCGAGAUUAAUAUUUUAUAGUUCCUGUGUGACGUGGUUGUUCUGUUAAUUGAAGGAGGUCUUUGUAUAUUGAGGUGCAGCUGAAACAAAAGCCCGAAAUAAAAACUACUUCAUUCC
This is a messenger RNA of Cynoglossus semilaevis (tongue sole), 1925 nucleotides long. It is a transcript of the gene nae1, whose product is annotated as nedd8 activating enzyme E1 subunit 1. Gene Ontology annotation, cellular component: cytoplasm. The coding region runs from base 97 to 1698 and encodes 533 amino acids. Gene Ontology annotation, molecular function: NEDD8 activating enzyme activity. Gene Ontology annotation, biological process: protein neddylation. The record is from RefSeq and is a predicted model, not a curated record. The transcript has 20 exons. Lineage: Eukaryota; Metazoa; Chordata; Actinopteri; Pleuronectiformes; Cynoglossidae.